CUCGCCAUAAUUGGCUUUGCACCUCUCCCUCAACAGAAUCUAACUUCUGCAAAUUCUUCAUUAUUUUUAGAGAGUCUUCAAAGUGAGGCCAUAUGGGGAACUGUUUGAUUACCCAAGUAACUGAAUCAGUUGAAGUGAUGAAGACUGAUGGAAGUAUUCUUGAGUACAAAGCACCUUUGGAAGUACAUCAGGUGCUAUCUGAAUUUGCUGGGCAUGCGAUUUCUGACAUCAAGUGUUAUCUGAAGUACACGAAAAACAAGUCGAACGUAUCAAUAAAACCAAGAAACAAGCAUAGAACGAGAACUAGCACUAAUGUUGCAAGGAUUAAGGUUGUUGUCACUAAGCGCCAGCUUAAGGAGAUGUUGAGUAAAAAAGGAAUUGAUUCAUCUUCAUUUCAGGAAAUAAUCUCCCAAAAUCACAAUAAAGAAACAAGUAAACAGGAUAGUUAUACCGUUGAUGAUGCACAAAAUUGCAAGGGGUGGAGACAGUGGAGACCCAUAUUAGACAGUAUACCUGAAUGAAUAAUUAAACUGAAACUUACACUAUUUGCAUCUUUUGUUUCCUUUUUCCUUCUGCUUUUUGGAUGAGUAGAGUACUGUAUGUAUUUUUUUAGUCAUAUUUUGUUUUAAAUGCUGAUAUACCAAAAACAUUACAUAACGAUAGUUGCGAGUAUUUUGUAGUCAUAAAAAAAAACUGAUGGAGGUUUGUCGCAUCACAAAAAUAGUAAAAUAAGUGAAUGAAGGGAAACUGCGUGAACUGUCCUGAUGAAUGUAGUUGCUUGUGAAAGUUUUAAGUUAUUUCUAGAAUUAGCACUACCAAGUUUACUGGCCUGCUGGUCUGUGGAUUGAAGGAGAAUCGGACCAAGUUUACUGGCCUGCUGGUCUGUGGAUUGAAGGAGAAUCGGACUAAAGGUACCCCUAAUAGCAGGCCAGGAUUCGGGUUUUAAUUGUUUUAUGCAUUCACAAACUACCAGAAAGAAGAAGAAGAAAAACAAAAAGCUCCUUCCGCAUGAUGUUCACGAGCAGAAAAACGAAUUUCAACAAUUUUGUU
Papaver somniferum (opium poppy) is the source of this 1050-nucleotide messenger RNA. RefSeq lists its product as uncharacterized. Bases 93 to 521 code for a protein of 142 amino acids. The record is from RefSeq and is a predicted model, not a curated record. The transcript has a single exon. NCBI's taxonomy places the organism in Eukaryota, Viridiplantae, Streptophyta, Magnoliopsida, Ranunculales, Papaveraceae.